Paramuricea clavata is the source of this 3764-nucleotide messenger RNA. The record is from the annotation of a GenBank genome assembly. NCBI's taxonomy places the organism in Eukaryota, Metazoa, Cnidaria, Anthozoa, Malacalcyonacea, Plexauridae.
UCGUACUCACAUUUUCAUCGUCCCUUUCGGCCCCAGGUUCGUCUUGAGCACAUUUUGUAACCCUAUAGCAGCACUUGUAUUCACUUGCAGAGCCGCCGCGGCUCGAGCAAAUUCUGCUUUGGGAUUUAAAGUUUGAAUCGCUGCCAUAAUUUCUUUUCAAAAGUUGAAAAAUAUGAAAAAGAUUGUGGCUAUUUGGGGACGCUAGGAAGUUGACUAGGGUUAAAACGAACUAAUAGGGCUAGAAAUGGUACAUUCAAGAUCACUAUAUCCAUAUGUCUAUUCGAGUCUAUUUUGGUAAAUGAUGAUUUUGUUCGAUGCUUUUUAACAAGCGCUUUCUGCAUUAAAAUAUAACAUUCUUUUGUAAAAUGGACAAAGAAAUAAAUCAUGCAAAGAUAAAAUCUUGCAAUUUUAGGGGAAUUUAUAGGGAGGUUAUUUGCGGUCAGAAGUAAGUUUAUAUGAUCGAUAAUUUUGUCGCGCCGUUUCCAAGAAAAUGUCGACAAAGUGUCGCCACUUAUCGAACAAUGCUUUUGGAACACAGGUGCACGAAGUCCAAAUAUAUAAAGGAUCUUUUCAAAGUAUAAUGGAGUUUGUCUCUGUUAUCAACAUUUUGAGCUGUUUUUGUGCUCUCUCGAUACUAUUCCUUCUCGCUAAUGAAAUAACAGCAACAGGAGAAGUGGUGUUCGCUGUAAAUUGUGGAGGACCGGAUCACACUGACUUAAAUGGAGUCCAUUAUCAGGCUGAUAAACUGGGCACAGGAACUGCAUCUGACUUUGGCAAACAAUUAACUAUAGGUCGCGUGGCACCUCUCGAUCAGAUCUUAUACCAAACUGAACGUUAUCAUUUAUCAAACUUUGCAUAUGACAUUCCAAUCAAGGAAGAUGGUGAUUAUGUUUUGGUGCUGAAAUUUAGUGAAGUAUAUUUUCAAGGACCCAAGCUAAAGGUAUAAUUAUAAUUGACUUCAUCAGGGACGAUUUACUGGGGGGAGGGCUGUUCCCCAGGGGUGUUUGUAAUUGCAAACUGUUUGUAAUUGCAAAGACGCAAUUACAAAAACAAAAGAAAUAAAAUGGGACAUUUGUCAAGCAAGAGUAUACAGACCAGUCUCAUAGGUGCAUAGGGCUGAAUGCUUUGCUUUAUGGGGGGGGGGGGAGGGGAGGGAGCAGUUGAAAGUUUGCCCAAAUUUUAUAGAGGGUUGUGUUGAAAUAACCUGAAGUUAACAUAUUUUCUGGUAAACAUGCCUGCUUUUUUGGAUUUUUCUUAGGAUUUGCCUGAAUUUCCAUGAUUUUCUAAAGUGUCUUUUUUUAGGGGGGGAGGAGGUUAUCCCCCCUUUCUCAUACAUGGAAUUCAGAAUUUAAAUCUUCAUACUCAAAUUAGUCUACCAAAAAUUCCACAAUAUUUGGACGUUACUUUGUGUCAUUCCAGAAAAUAUCCAGAUCUCCCCUGGACUGGGGAAAUUGGAAUUAAAAAAGCCACAAAAGAAUGUUUUAAUAGAGUGUUGCAGAUGGUUUUGUCCAGGAUUGUGAACCCAACCCAUGCUUGUCAUCCUCUUAAAAUUUUCACGAAUGAAAAUUGUCCAACUAUGACUUUGCAAAUCAAUUUUUCUUCCAAAAUGCAUAUUUUGAAGUAUCAUCUCCUUUAGGUGUUUGAUGUGUAUGUGAACAACGUAUUAGCUGUAAAGCAGCUGGAUAUUUAUGACAAAGUGGGCAAAGGCAUUGCACAUGAUGAACAUGUACCAUUUACAAUUAAUAAAGGACAGAUUUUGGUUGAUACGCAACUCACUCGCUUUCCUGGAAAUUUACAUGUAGAAUUUGUCAAGGUAAGAUUAUUGUUCAUGUCACACUCAGCCCCAUUCAAUAUUUAUGAAUGAAGUUGGGCAAUUAUAGAACAGGGUCAGAUCUACCGUGGGGGUGCAGUGGUGAACACCCCCUUCCUCCCACCCCUAGAGACCAGUGCAGGGGUGAACACCCCACUCCCAAGUCCAAAUACCUUGUCUUGCCAAAAAUAAUUAUCUUUUUGUUGUUUGCUUUGUAGGGUUAUGACAACCCCAAGAUUAAUGCUCUUGUUGUUAUGAAAGGCAACUUGGAAGGUUUGUCCAAUUUAUUUUGUGAUCUUAUUUGCUUGUUGCAUAAAUAUCAAGGAUACAUUUACUGUGUAGGGGCCGGGGGACAAUUACUUUAUCAAAUCCAGUUUUAGAUUUCAAGCUACGGGUAUAGGCCCCUCAACCCUCCCUGUUCUGGGAUCUAUGCAUGGAUAUUGUUUAAGGCUUUCUAUUGAAGUUGAAAUGAGGUAAUAUGGUUAAAAACAACUUGGAAAAUCUUGGUUCUUACCAUUGUGUUUCUUUCUAGACGUACCUAAAUUGCCACCACUGCCGGGUGCCCAUGAAGAUGAGAACGACACUCCAGAUGACGAGGAGAACAAGGCGGAAGAUAAACCUGAGCGAACUAGGAAAACAUCUGGUCCUAAAGCUACAGAUCCUUACGCUUCUGAUGAAAGUAGUUUACUUCUCCCUGUUCUAAUUGCUUUGGGAGUUUUUAUUCCAACUUUAUUCUGUCUUUGUAAGUUGUAGAAAUUUUAGAUAGUGAAUACUUGUUGGAACGUUGUCGUCUUAGUUUGUUAGGUAACUUAUGCUUUAAAAAAGUUGAGUAGAACUGUAAACAGACGCUUUGCGCGAAUAAAAUUUGCAGUUGGAUUUUUUGGUGUGUAGAAAUUUGUUGAUUCGGCGCCUUAGACUUGUUUCAGAUGGUGUUCAAUGACAAAUUAGGUAGUACAGAAGAGUGACAUAAUGUACACUGUGCUCAAUAUAUCUGGAGCAAGAAUUCGAGUACAAAAAGUGAAGCCAGCUUAAGCCAGCUUUGUGUCAACCGCGCAGACAAAAUUAUUGCUGUGUAUGCAACGUUCACUGAUGUGGCUAAAUAAAAUAUGGUAAAAAUUUAUCCAAUUGUUUUAUAUAGCCCCGACCUCUAUUUAGCCCCUAAUUAGCCACUGGUUCAGAAUCAAUGGAAAAAAUAAGCCUCCAGGAGGUUAUAGAUUUUUAUAGAGGAAAUAUGCUAUUUCUGGUGAUGAAUUUAUAACUGUUUUGACACCCGUCGUAUCUUAUGAUCAUUGCCACUCGAUUUCAAGUCCGCACAAUUUGAUCAAUUUAUUCAGUCAGCUAAUUUAUCAUGAAUUAUUAACGAGAUUUGUUGAUCCUCUCCAACCAUAAGUCAGUUGGUUCAAUAUUCUGUAAAGCGAAGAUUCAAACCAGAGUCCAACAGUCUCUCAACAAAAAUGCCUUUGAUUGCUCGCACACAAGAACAUCCAAAUUUUAUAGAGAUAAAGAACUCUGUCCAAUUGUCUUCAUUAACUUCAGAGCAGUAUAAACAUAAUUUCAAUGAAAAAAUCAUUUAAACUAUCGUUCUUUGUCAUUGGAAAGCAAUGUACUGUUUAACGUUUGACUAUUAUUAUUUUUACUGAAACUUCUUGUUUGAUGAUGUACACUGUCUUCGUCCUUGUACGACGUCAUGAAUGUCUUCAUGAAUGCAACAACUUGGCGAACUAUUGUAAUAAACCAGACAAGCUGUACUGUCAACAAUCCGAAACAGCUGAUGUUACAAAGUAAUGGUAUUUUGAACGGAACUUGCCAUAUAUAGAGAUCCGAGUGUUUGGCGUAGCUGUAGUACAUGAACGGAAAGACGAAAAUUCGACCAAUGAAAAACGAGAUUGCUAAUAAAAAUCCAUUUACUUUGAAGAUGAUAUGCUUUUGCAUGUCCAGCUAAAAUAGAUAAAUA